AUCAACCUCCUCUUCCUCCUCCGCCUCCCCCCUUUUCUUGGGUUUUGCUUGCAUUUCUCCCAUGGCGCCGACUUCCGCCCUACUCCCCCACACCCCCUUUACUACACUCCUCGCUUAUCCACCAAAUUGAAUUCGUUCUUGCUUUUAAUUAGCAAUUCAUCUUCUCCACAAUCUUUCUUCUGAAAUUUUUGUUGAUUGGGUUCUGUUUUGUUUAGAUGCUACAGAUUUUCGGAGACGGAUCCAAUAUAGAUGCUCUCAGUAUCCGAAGGACUUAUAUUUUCAAGGAGUAUCUAGCGAAUCCUACCGGUUCCCCCCAAUAUGAAACAUCCGGUCCGUCCUCUCCUCAGCAUUCUCCUGCUAAUUGCAGUCACAGCAACCUUCAGCUCCCGGAUUACAGUUCGCCGGAGCACAAUCUUCAGUCCGAAGCCUCAGCUACGGAUCCAGUCACUCCCGCCGCCCGUCUUCAACUCUACCCUGCUCAAAUUUGCAGCUAUCCAAUUGGGGGAAGAGGAUUCCAAGCAAGAAAUUGAGCAGCUACUGCAAGGAAACUUUUCAACUCAGCUGAAGUACAGGAGUUUCUUUACGUGGUGGAGAAGGUCCAACUCCGAUCACCGUGAAAAGGGAGCGAGGACCUCUACAGGAUCACCGGAAAAUCUCAAGUCCUCAGAGUUUAAUCAAGACUGGUUAGAUUUUAGGAGGAACUUGCACGAUUGGGCGAGAAACAAGAUGUUUCAACCGGAUGUUAUGCUGGAUUUGGUUAGAUUAGUGAAGCAUCGUAUUGAUGGCCACAAUGGUUUGUUUAGUUCUGAUAAAAAAUACAAGUCUUGUGCGGUUGUGGGAAACAGUGGAAUCUUGUUGAAUAGCAACUAUGGGGAGUUGAUUGAUAGUCAUGAGGUGGUGAUCAGAUUAAACAAUGCUUGGAUUCGUUCGUAUGAGCACAAAGUGGGAUCGAAGAUAAGUAUUUCGUUUGUUAACAGCAAUAUAUUUCACCUUUGUUCUAGGAGUCGAGAGUGUUUUUGCCAUCCUUAUGGUGCAGAGGUGCCCAUCAUCAUGUAUAUUUGUCAGCCUAUCCAUUUCUUGGAUUAUACGGUCUGCAAUUCGUAUUACAAGGCACCUCUGCUGAUCACAGAUUCACGCUUUGACGUGCUGUGUGCUCAGAUUGUGAAGUAUUACUCGGCGAAGAGGUUUGUGGAGGAGACAGGGAAGCCAUUGGAGGAAUGGGACUCUACCCAUGAAGGUGUUAUGUUUCACUAUUCCUCUGGAAUGCAGGCUAUAAUGCUUGCUUUGGGAAUAUGUGACAGUGUUGGUGUAUUUGGCUUUGGGAAAUCACCUUCUGCAAGGCACCAUUACCAUAGUAGCCAGAAGGCUGAGCUUACACUACACGACUAUGAGGCAGAGUAUGCAUUCUAUCACGAUUUGGUGGAGAAUCCUCAGGCAAUACCCUUCAUCUCAGACAAAUUCAGGUUCCCUCCUGUUGUAAUUUAUCAAUAAUUUUUGGCUUGCUGGUCAACAAACAUUUUUGUUUCUGUUUGUCAAAAGUUUUAACAAGUUAGUAUUCAUCUUGUAUUGGUAGUCUUCCACUACAGAGACAAAAACAAAUACGAUUACUGAAGAUAUCUUUUUUCUCUUCUGCCCUGUACCAUCAAAGGUAGUUUGGGGUAAUAAUACAAAAUGUAAAGUUGGAAACACACAGUGCCAAUUAAAAGUUUGGAUUUUCAUUUUCAAAUCCGCUCAUGAGAAAACUCUUGUAGUUCUUUCAGUUAGGAAUGCUUAUUCAGUCAGAAGUUCUUAGCUGUGUGCUAACUUAUACCAGCUUUUGUGUAAUAUACCAGACAACAUAAG
Messenger RNA from Rubroshorea leprosula, 1842 nucleotides. The record is from the annotation of a GenBank genome assembly. NCBI's taxonomy places the organism in Eukaryota, Viridiplantae, Streptophyta, Magnoliopsida, Malvales, Dipterocarpaceae.